GCAAACAGUAUGAUGUUGAUGUCAGUGAUUGGUUUGAUUCAUAAUGUGACAGAGGCUCAAUGUGUGCAGAGACAUGGGCUGUGGCGGAAGCAGGACUGAUGCUGUGGACACUCUGGACAGCUGGACCAAGGAGACAGAGUCCACAUGGCUGACCAGCACAGAUGCUGAUAUUCCCUUGUCGUCGAUCCACAGCCUCCCCUCUGAAGACUGUGAGAAGACGAUCAGCCGUGAUUUCUUCAAUGACGGCUUCCCGCCUCCCGCUCAGGCUUACCUGAAGGUCUGCUCGUCCGUGUGCGAGGUCAAUCUGGAUGAUGUGACACCCAGGACGAGCCUGGUGACACCGGCCUCCGUGCCCCAGGAGGCGGCUUUACCAACAUCUGGCAACACAGUGCAGUGAAGGAGGGUUCGACAUACUGAAAAGACUGAGGCAAGUCUCUUUUUGGAAAAAGUACAAAUU
Messenger RNA from Thalassophryne amazonica, 457 nucleotides. It is a transcript of the gene baalcb, whose product is annotated as BAALC binder of MAP3K1 and KLF4 b. Gene Ontology annotation, cellular component: cytoplasm. The transcript has 2 exons. Bases 74 to 397 code for a protein of 107 amino acids. NCBI's taxonomy places the organism in Eukaryota, Metazoa, Chordata, Actinopteri, Batrachoidiformes, Batrachoididae. The record is from RefSeq and is a predicted model, not a curated record.